AUGGUGUCCACAAUCCGCAGACACUUCAACACCAUCAAGACCCGAACCGGCAAGAAUUUGAUGAUCACCGACAUUAUGGCAAGUGAACAAGAGCCCGAGGAAACGCAGGAGUCCGAUACCGAGGACGACGAGAGCGGCGCGACGACAGUACGUUUUGAGCCCUCUGGGGCUCCAGAAUCAAGCCUGCCGCGAUGGAUGCGGGAAAAGCCGGGAGAUGUCGUGAUGAAGGAAGAAUCGAGAACGACUUUAUCGAGCGAGCCCAUGCCGUCUGAUCGUGGAACCGCUUGGUGGCCCGAGUUGCAUCCCGAACGAGCGUACCCACGUGAAGGCAUCCGGAUCAGGGCGCGCUACGAGGGACCGCUGGAAGCGAUUGUAGUGCCGGGCAAAGAGUUGGCAGUGGCUCUCGGGUCAGAUCAACCCUACGUGAGUGCCUCGGUGACGACGCCUGUGCAGCUUCAGUACACGGCGGCAUUGCCUCCUAGCCGAGGUCCCACAGAGCCAUACCCCGGAGGCGACCUGCAAUCUAAGCGCAGAGUACAAUCAGGACGCCCACUACCGAGUUCAGGCAACCAUCGCUACGCCAGAGGUGCCGUCACCGGGCCGCCCAACCCCGCGCCCGAGCGAAGCGGCGCGCACAGAGGCAGACGCCGGCCGAAGCACGAGCCCCGGGCAAGACUCACAGGAAGACAGCUCGCCGCCAAGGGGAUCUUUGCGACGAGGAAGAGCUCGGUGCCAUUGCCGUCCGAAUGGCGACAGGACGAGACAGGACGCUAG
Moesziomyces antarcticus is the source of this 774-nucleotide messenger RNA. RefSeq lists its product as uncharacterized. Lineage: Eukaryota; Fungi; Basidiomycota; Ustilaginomycetes; Ustilaginales; Ustilaginaceae. The coding region runs from base 1 to 774 and encodes 257 amino acids. The record is from RefSeq and is a predicted model, not a curated record. The transcript is spliced from 3 exons.